Molecule: messenger RNA, 756 nt
Organism: Petromyzon marinus (sea lamprey)
Lineage: Eukaryota; Metazoa; Chordata; Hyperoartia; Petromyzontiformes; Petromyzontidae
Gene: NDUFB11
Product: NADH:ubiquinone oxidoreductase subunit B11
Cellular component (GO): respiratory chain complex I
Source: RefSeq, a predicted model, not a curated record
CCGCCUUCAGCCCACGUGCUGUGCUACGGGAGCCGGGAAGAGGUCAAGGCGGAGGACGAGCAGUAGGAGGUUGUUGGUGAUGAACAUGGCAGCGGCAGCAGCGGCGGCCGCGGCAACAUCUCUCGGGAGGCUGGGGCUGCGCCGGGCCGCCUGGGGCACGGCGGCCCGCGGGCCCCGCUUCCUCGGUGCCGCCGCCUCCGAGGCAACGACGUCGGGCAGGCUGCAGGCGAGGGCCGUGUCCAACACCCCGCACAACAAGACGACCUCGCUGGUGGGGCAGGCGCUGACGCAGAGUCCCGGCGGCGGGCACGGGCACGGCGAGGACGGGAUCAAAGUGUACGAGAAGAACUGGGAGCACCAUGGCUUCAGCGACGACUCCGUGGCCGACUUGUGGAACAUGAGGCUCGCCUUCUUCUCCGGUCUCUCCGUCGCCAUCGUGCUGGGCGCCAUCUUCGUCCACUACCUCCCUGAACCUCGCGUGUGGUUCCGCCGCGAAGCGGAGCGCCUGGUGCGGGAGCGCGAGAGCGCCGGCCUGCCCAUCCUGACGCCGGACUACUACGACCGCGACUCCAUCGUGCUGCCCAGCGUGGAGGAGGAGGAGGAGUGGGUGCUCGCCCACAAGAGAGAGCAGUAGAGGCGGACGCGCACGCGCACGCAUGGACUCGCACGGGCACGCACAGACACGCACAAGCACGGACACGCACGCACACGCACGCACACACACGCACAGACACGCACACAUGCACAGACACGCAC